Danaus plexippus (monarch butterfly) is the source of this 432-nucleotide messenger RNA. RefSeq names its product cytochrome c oxidase assembly factor 5. Lineage: Eukaryota; Metazoa; Arthropoda; Insecta; Lepidoptera; Nymphalidae. The record is from RefSeq and is a predicted model, not a curated record. Gene Ontology annotation, cellular component: mitochondrion. The coding region runs from base 119 to 364 and encodes 81 amino acids. Gene Ontology annotation, biological process: mitochondrial respiratory chain complex IV assembly. The transcript is spliced from 3 exons.
UUACUUCUGUGAAGGGUGUAUUGUCACAAACUGUCAAUAUCUUAUUCUUAAAUUACAAUAAAUAUUAAUUUAUUUACAACAUUUGAAAUUCUAAUAAUAAUAGAGUAAAUUAAAUAAAAUGGUUGUGUUCGGUCCAGACGAAGUAGGCUUGGUGGAUACGUCACCGUGUGCCGGUAUUCGGGCGGAUCUUAAGUUAUGUUUACUAAAUAGUGAUUGCUGUAAAGAGCAUAAGAAAACUCCCAGGGAAUGUUUAAAAGAUGGUUUGGUACCGAAUGAAUGUUUACAAUUAAGGCAAAGUUUCUUUGAAUGUAAGAGAUCUUUGCUUGAUAACAGACGAAGGUUCAGAGGACAUAAAGGAUAUUGAUAUUAAGUUUUUAAUUUAGUUAGAUUGUUUUUGUUGUAUGAGAAAUAAAGUUUUUGUAUAUAAACCAA